Molecule: messenger RNA, 2496 nt
Organism: Necator americanus (New World hookworm)
Lineage: Eukaryota; Metazoa; Nematoda; Chromadorea; Rhabditida; Ancylostomatidae
Exons: 20
Coding region: 1-2496 (831 amino acids)
Biological process (GO): regulation of transcription by RNA polymerase II
Molecular function (GO): DNA-binding transcription factor activity, RNA polymerase II-specific; RNA polymerase II cis-regulatory region sequence-specific DNA binding
Source: RefSeq, a predicted model, not a curated record
AUGCGCAAACUCCUUGGUGGAGAAAACGCAAUGGAACCGGAGGAUAUUCUUCUCGACGACGAACAUAUUCAACGUCCAGUGCCUAAGGAAAGUAUGUCUGGAAAACCUUCACAACCAUAUUCAAGCCCCAAAGGUCUCCCCACUGUAGCUGCCGCACUUUAUGAGUCCGUCUCAUCACCAAUGCAACCUCAAGUCGCGAUAGUUGUUCCAUUGGCGGCAACAAAAGAACGAAUACAUAAAACAUGGGUAAACGCUCUGUCCGUCCUUCGCCGAACUACACUAAGCACCCUACCACAAGCUCAGAUUCGGCUACAUGUCCUGCUGAUGUUCCCGUCCACUAUUCUCAGCUACAACGCCAUCGUUGGUAUGCCGUAUCCGCACCUAUGUUCGGAACCAACUGAACUUCUGGAAUCGUCUGCAUACGCUGCACCUGCACCACAUUACGUUACCGAAUUUGGGAUGGAAUAUCCAUUAUCUUCUCACAUAAACAACAACACCGAAGUGAACAAAGAAGGUCGGGAAAUGAAUAGCCGACUGUCUUGCCAAAGGCAAGCAGAGAGAGAGGAGAUAUUUGGAACAGGAAGAGGUGUGUUUCUAUGGGACCGAUUACUUGGCGACGACGGUCGUCUGGCCAACGGGGCUAUGCGUGUCUCCAAGGCGAUCUCUUUAUAUUCCGGAAAUUUGCACUCUCCGAGUCAGUCCUACAUGAUCCAUGGCCACGGAUCACAGUCGCCUGUAUCUGUGGAAGAUGAUAACUCGACCGGACUUGGAGCUGCCACGAGAGCAUCUCCAGCUACUAUCCAAUGGUUGCUGGACAACUACGAAACUGCUGACGGGACUUCUUUGCCUCGAUGUGCACUCUACGACCAUUACAAGAAGGCCUACGUUGAGAGAGCUUGUGGUGAUCUGAGUGGUGACAAGCUAACUUAUAUCCUAACCAAACAUUUAAGGCAUUGCCACGAACACAAGUUAGAUGCCGUGAAUGCAGCCUCAUUUGGAAAACUUAUACGCUCGGUGUUCAACGGUUUGAGGACCAGACGCCUUGGAACCCGCGGAAACUCUAAAUACCAUUACUAUGGCAUACGUAUCAAGGCCGACUCACCACUUAUGCAAGCACACGUUCCAGAACGAUACUCACCACAUGAGGCCGCGCUAAAACGUCCGAACACAGCAAUGUCGAUGCAAAGCAGUAGACCAGCAAGCAGCAGUCCGGCUCCACGACAAUCACCGAAUGCUCCACCUCCGUCAGCUGCGAAUGGACAUUCACGAAACGAAGUGUCCGACACAGAUAGGCUCUCACUUGGGAAUGGAGAAGUACCGUUCAUUCAAACUCCACAAACUGACGGUCUUAUUGAGGCAUUACCGAAACUUGGGCUCGAACUCUCUCAUGUUGUGCUGUUCGUGAACGCAUACAACCAUAAUUGUUCUGAAGUGCUGUACUGUGUAAAACAACUGCAAUUUGAACAAAUUGAAGAGUAUUGGACAACAUUUUGGCAACCCGAAGACGAUCUCGAAGAUGAAGACAAAGCACUGGGUCAAGCUCGACUCUCACAACAACAGCUCUUCUCUCUAUGCACUCUUCCACAAAUCCAACACUGGGUCGUUUCACUGGAUUUGGCUUUCUAUCAAACUCUCGUUGACGUCUUGGUACCGGAUGUGCUUAUGAGCAGCAUGUCUCCGUUCCUGACUCAGUCGUGCCGGAAUUUUGCAAAAAACGUCGAACAUUAUCUGAAGAAGGCAAUGCAAGGAGCUCCUGAGAUCAUGCAAAAGAAGAAGAUUCAAGCUGUUAAGUAUAUGGCACAAGGAUUGAGAAGGUACACUUCACUCAAUCAUCUCGCGCAAGCUGCUCGUGCAGUACUGCAAAAACCUGAUCAAGUUACCGCUAUGUAUAACGACUAUAUUAGAGUGGACAUGCAACAGGUGCAGGAACAGGCCGGUUGGGUAAGCGGAUGCGACUCGCUCAUGGUUCAUCACAUCCAUAACGCAUUCAAAGAUAAUCUGCAGAAAAUGGCACCGAUGGAAGAAUGGGCAGAAUGGCUUGAGAGCAUUGUUGAUCAGAUCCUAGCUAAGUAUCAUGACAAGCCGGUGCAAGUGAUUUCUGAGGUUGGAAAACAGUUCCUGCUCAACUGGAGCUGCUACACCUCUAUGCUGAUCCGCGACCUGACAUUGCGAUCAGCCGGAUCCUUUGGAUCUUUCCACCUCAUUCGAUUGCUCACCGACGAGUACAUGGUUUACCUGGUUGAGUCUCGCAUCGCCAAAGCAGCUAACAGAGCGAUGAUCACCGUGAUUAGUCAACCCACAGAUUAUCCGUUGUUUGAUGACGCCCUUCCACCCCUCCCUCAGAUGUCCCUCAGUCAACAGUAUAUCAUCCAUAGUCGGCCAUCAGAGCACAUGUACGAUCAGAAGUUUUCUUUGCAUCGUUCUGUUGAGCGAACACAGGUACCCUCAAUGGGAUCCGAAAUGCUCGAAAUUGGCAACAAGUCCAUGUUGAUCUGA